Messenger RNA from Pelmatolapia mariae (spotted tilapia), 3060 nucleotides. It is a transcript of the gene nvl, whose product is annotated as nuclear VCP like. Gene Ontology annotation, biological process: ribosome biogenesis. The transcript is spliced from 24 exons. Gene Ontology annotation, molecular function: RNA binding; ATP hydrolysis activity; preribosome binding. Gene Ontology annotation, cellular component: nucleus. The record is from RefSeq and is a predicted model, not a curated record. NCBI's taxonomy places the organism in Eukaryota, Metazoa, Chordata, Actinopteri, Cichliformes, Cichlidae. Bases 406 to 2952 code for a protein of 848 amino acids.
UUUCUCACUAAUACACGGACUUGUUCAGUGUCGGGAGUGCCGAAGUAACGUUCAACUCAUUUUCUUUAUGACAAAUUCAUAUUUCGAGCUUUUCAAACUACAUCGGAAAACGUACCGGUGUGCUUUGAUGUUUCCCAAAUCUCAAGAAAGGCUGUGUUUUAUUUUGAAAAUAAUCACCCGGAUGUAAUCAUUUUCGUUUCCGGGAUAACUGUGUGUUGUGCUCGUGUUGGUGGUAAGGCUGUUUCCCGGUGCCUGAAAAAGCCGCGUGUGAGUAACCGCAUGGUGACGGAGUUGUGUUUUAAUGCCGUCCAGCUGACAUAAAGCCGGACAUCCACUCUUUAAAGCACACCCUGUGAACAGGAGCGCCCUCCACCACCCUGAUCCAGGCGCAGAGAAGGCACAGACAUGAAGGGCCACGGCGGCGGGUGGCAGGACGGGCGGCUCAGACAAAGAGUUGAGCAGUAUCUGGCCUCCAGCAGCAGUGAAUAUGUGGAUCUGUCAGCCAUGGCCCUGGACCUUCAGAAACUGUACAGGAUGGACUAUGGCAGAAGAAACAAGACAGCGUUCAGGAUCCAGGUAGAGAAAGUGUAUGAAGCAGUCAUUAAGGAUUCUGGGCUGAACGACCUGGAGAGCAAACACCUGGCUAAGAGAGCCAAGCACAGCCACCGUGACACUGGUGACGAGAGCGGUAGCAGCAGCUCAGAGGAGGCUUCUGACAGUAAUGAGAACAUUCCCACAAACCAAAUGAACAGCUCUCUAUCGUCUCUGUACCGGAAAGGGAACGCUGCUACCAGCAGUCCUCGCAGCACAGCCACUCCUCCGCCUUCAACUUCAGUGACCCUGGUUUCCAAAGGAGGCUGGUUUAUUGAUAGAGCUCCCGAGAAGAGCAGCACCAUCAUCGACCUUUGUGACGACGACCCGACUAAACAACCAGCAAAUACGGACGUGUCCAUUCUGGAGGAGGACAGGUCUCGCAAGAAGUCAAAAAAAAGGACAAAGACUGCUGAAAGAAGUCCUGAAACUACUGAGACACACACGCUAAACAAGAAAGCAAAGUCACCCGAGCUGCACUAUCCCACUUUGAAGUUUGAAGAUGUUGGAGGAAAUGAAGAGACAUUAGUGGAAGUGUGUAAGCUGCUCAUACACAUGCGACACCCAGAGGUGUACCAGCAGCUGGGAAUGGUUCCUCCGAGGGGCUUUCUGCUGCAUGGACCACCUGGUUGUGGAAAGACCCUGCUGGCCCAGGCUGUGGCUGGGGAGAUGCACCUGCCCAUGUUGAAGGUUUCUGCUCCAGAGCUGGUGUCUGGAGUGUCCGGGGAGUCUGAACAGAAGCUCAGGGAGCUGUUUGACCUUGCUGUGAGUUCAGCUCCGUGUAUCCUCUUCAUAGAUGAGAUAGAUGCCAUCACCCCUAAAAGAGAGGUGGCCUCUAAAGAUAUGGAGAGGAGGAUUGUAGCCCAGCUGCUAACCUGCAUGGACGAUCUGAAUAGUCUGGCAGUUACGGCUCAGCUCCUGGUCAUCGGUGCCACCAACAGACCAGACUCCCUGGACCCCGCCCUCCGCAGAGCCGGCCGCUUCGACAGAGAGAUCUGCAUGGGUAUCCCAGAUGAAGCGGCACGUCUCAGGAUCUUGAGGACGUUGUGUCGAAAGCUGAAACUGCCAGAGGACUUUGAUUACCAGCAGCUGGCCCGACUCACCCCAGGCUACGUGGGUGCUGACCUCAUGGCUUUGUGCCGCGAAGCUGCCAUGAGUGCUGUAAACAGGGUGCUGCUGGAAACGAGGGGGCCUCCACACAGCCAAAGCCAGACGUCUGCUAAAGAACCGUUAGCUAGCGGAGCUCCAACUUUGACAGACGUCACGUCAGAACAACAACAAGCGACCGACGCCAACCCCGUCCCUCAGGAGGAGCUGGGACAGAAUCCUCAGCAGCAGGGGGAGCUGUGGAGCGUGCUGUGCCUGCUGAAGAGCACAGAGACCCUAUCAGAGGAGAAGCUGGCUGGCUUGUCCAUUCUCAUGUCAGAUUUCCAGCUCUCUCUGGCUAGUGUGCAGCCCUCAGCUAAGAGGGAAGGAUUUGCCACAGUGCCUGAUGUCACCUGGGAAGAUGUGGGAGCGCUGCAGGAUGUCCGAGAGGAGCUCACCAUGGCUAUACUGGCUCCAGUGCGUUCUCCAGAGCAGUUCAGAGCUCUGGGGCUGAGUGCUCCGUCUGGGGUGCUGCUGGCUGGACCUCCAGGAUGUGGAAAAACCCUGCUAGCCAAGGCCGUAGCCAACGAGUCAGGCCUCAACUUCAUCUCUGUCAAAGGACCAGAGCUGCUCAACAUGUAUGUGGGAGAGAGUGAGCGGGCUGUCAGACAGGUCUUCCAAAGAGGACGCAACUCUGCUCCUUGUGUGAUCUUCUUUGACGAGAUCGACGCACUGUGUCCACGCCGCUCAGGCCACGAGUCAGGAGCCAGCGUGCGGGUCGUCAACCAGCUGCUUACAGAGAUGGACGGUUUGGAGAGUCGACGGCAGGUCUUCAUCAUGGCUGCCACUAACAGACCAGAUAUCAUCGACCCUGCUAUACUGAGACCAGGCCGUCUGGAUAAAACCUUGUAUGUGGGUCUGCCACCACCAGCAGACCGCCAUACCAUCCUGCAUACAAUCACUAAAGGGGGGACCAGACCUCAGCUGGAGCAGGAUGUCAGCCUUGAAGAGAUUGCACUAGAUAAGCGCUGCGAUGGCUUCAGUGGAGCUGACCUGACUGCAUUGGUGAGGGAGGCGUCUCUUAAUGCCCUGAGGACCUACCUGAAGUCCCAGCCUUCCUUGGCUGCAUCUCCUGGCCACACACAUUUGUCUGGCUCUGCUGCUGACAUCAGAGUGAGCAAGCACAACUUUGAGGAUGCCUUCGGGAAGGUCCGACCGUCUGUGUCCACAAAGGACCAGAGGAUAUAUGAGCAGCUGAGAGAGUCCCUCAGAUGACUGCCAGACCAAGAAAACAUCAGCAUCAGCCCCACUCACAAGUGAUUGAAUAAUAUUGUAGUGUAUAUACAGGUAUAAUACUUUUCUAUUAAAGUUUGACAGAUGCGA